UUCCAACCGGAGCUCCAUCAACAAACACAUUGAAGUGGACCUGAUAUACAAACAACUGAAAAACAGAACUGGAACUAAUGCAACUACUCCAGCAAAGCAAGGCAUAUAAAUAGCAAGUGAGACAGAACACUAAUGCUUCACUGGAGGUGCACUGAUGAAACAUUACCUAGCAUGGUGACAUAACGUCUGCAGCCAAAUACACCAGCUCGGUGAGCAAGUCUACAACCUCAUCCACAACCCAGGCUACACAUCUUCUCAAAAACUUGGUAGUUGUUACAUUCAAUUUCAAAUAAUUGCUUAAUUCAAUUCUGUUUAGGAAAAGCUGGAGGAUUUCAGUAGGUCACCAAAAGUGUCAGUCUGUUUUAAUGAGUUAGUCAGAGAGAGAGAGAGGAAUAAGCUCCAUGCAAGAAAAGUGCAACGAAGAAUCCUCCAAAUGCUGGUCCCAUCUCAGAUGUUGCCAGAUCUGCUGAGCUUCUCCAGCUCUUUGUGUUUGUACAAGUAACAGUACUCCUGAUCCCCCACGUCAAUCAAAAUGAAACAGCAUGUUAUGACCUCACAAACUGAGGUGAAGGCUUCACUUUUGCAAGGAGGCCGAAGUUAUGCCCAAAUAAGGAUCUCUGAGCUAUGUAACCUUAUGCGGAUGUAUUUUGCAGAGUCAAAGUUCAUUGAGUGAGUUAAAUGCAGAUGUGUUCUCGAGUGGUAGCUCCAGCAAAGCUUAUGCAUAGAAUCAAGCAUUGGAAAAAGACAUACACUGUGAAGGAUCGAAUUCAACUGUAUGAGUUCAUGGACCUAUUGUUACUGAGUGAAUCAGUGGACAAUGUCAUUGUAAAAGAAGAGGAAGUCCAGGCAACAGGGAAAACUCCAAGAGAUCUGUAUAAGCUUGUGGACUUGGAAUCUCUCGGGAAAACCCAUGAUGAAAGGUUAGCGAAGCAUCUCAACAAACAGUUUUAUAAGGAAGAACGGGAUUAUGGAACAGUCACCACGGAUAGUACAAUGCUCACUGAACAUCCAAUACUAGUCAAAUACAGGAAGCAGGCAGAAGAAUUACACAGGAAAGAGCAUCAAUGGUUGAAAACAUCUCUUGAGCAAUGUCAUGAACAGCUGAAACAAAUGAAAGGAAGGCAACUAGUUCUACCUCUACUAGCUCUGAGUGACUAUCAAAACAUCUGUCCUGAAUCGGCCCAGGGAACUUCCUCUGCUACCAAGUCAAGGGUCUGCUCUGCCAAAGCCGCUUCUGCGACGGAGCAACAGGAGGAAGGCAUGGAUGAUUGGGUCUGGGUGGUAUCCGUUCCUCCCGAUAAUCCUGCUUUAUCUUGUGUACCAGAUUGA
Rhincodon typus (whale shark) is the source of this 1329-nucleotide messenger RNA. RefSeq lists its product as uncharacterized. The transcript is spliced from 10 exons. NCBI's taxonomy places the organism in Eukaryota, Metazoa, Chordata, Chondrichthyes, Orectolobiformes, Rhincodontidae. The coding region runs from base 679 to 1329 and encodes 216 amino acids. The record is from RefSeq and is a predicted model, not a curated record.